Fusarium verticillioides 7600 is the source of this 959-nucleotide messenger RNA. RefSeq lists its product as hypothetical. The record is from RefSeq and is a predicted model, not a curated record. Bases 137 to 793 code for a protein of 218 amino acids. The transcript has 2 exons. NCBI's taxonomy places the organism in Eukaryota, Fungi, Ascomycota, Sordariomycetes, Hypocreales, Nectriaceae.
UCGGAGGGUGAUACUGAUGAUGAAAAUCUAUAUAAAGCAGAGAAGUCUCCGCCAACAGUAGACAAUUUGUCGAGCUCAAUCAGCCAUUCAAGGAACAACCAUACAACAAAUUCCAUAUCCAGACUUGACCGUCAAAAUGAAGUUCACUACCAUUACAACUCUUCUCUCCACCAGCGCAGGUGCCCUCGCUGCCGGCCCCAGCGCUACAGCCAAGAAGGCCACGGCCAUUGAGUCUAUCAAGGGCGACAACGGCAUCACCACUCCCCUCCCUAUCCAGCCCGGCAUGGUCGACAACUGCGACGUUUUCUACUACGUCAAGCCCGGCGAUAACUGCCUCCAGAUCUCCGCCCAAUUCGGCAUCUCCUUUGACCAGUUCAAGGAAUGGAACCCUACUGUCGGCAAUGACUGCCUUAGCCUCUGGGCCGACGCCAACGUUUGCGUUCGCACCAUUGGCUUUGAGUACCCUGAGAUUGCAGCUUGCUACGGUAGCGAGAAUAUUCUCCCCUGGGGAAGUAACAAGGUUGCUGCUGCGAAGGCUGCUACUGAGUGGUGUAGCAAUGGCGCGCAAGGCGUUUACAAUAUUGGUGAGAAGAGGACCAAGUGUGUCAACGCGCCGUCCGGUGAUGGCAAGUUUAUCUUUGAGAUCUACAAUGAGUGGGGAAUUCGUCAGGGUCUUCCUUCUCAGGAGUGUCAGCGAAACCUCGUUCUUCCUAUCUCCAAGUGUCCCGAGGGAGGUCAGGGACGCAUGAAGAGCUGGCACACAGAGACUACUUUCGAGAAGGGGAAGUGUUAAAUCUUGGACGACCACUCUUGAUUGACGAUUGCUUGAGAGCACCGCGUUCGUCUCUCAGUCUAUUGAGACAAGGCAGUGAUGAUCUGCCGGCCGUGUCCUUCGGAUCCAUGAUAUCCAACUUCAUAGUAUAUAAUACGAUAUCUCUAAUUAUCUGCCAAACCUGUGC